AUGGUUGCUUUCUCUUUUCUUUUCGCAGGGUUGACCCUUGCUACUGGCGCUUUGUCUGCUCCGGGUGCGAUUCCGUUGUCUAAGAGAGCUGGAACUCCAAGCAGCACCGGAACCCACGAUGGAUUCUACUACUCUUGGUGGACCGAUGGCGGAGCUGACGCGACAUACACCAACGGUCCCGGCGGCGAAUACACCGUCAAGUGGUCGGAUGGAGGUAACUUGGUCGGCGGCAAGGGAUACAACCCUGGUGGUCGACGAACCGUCGAGUACUCGGGCACCUAUAGCCCCGAGGGCAACAGCUACCUCGCGCUGUACGGCUGGACCAAGAACCCUCUGAUCGAGUACUACGUCGUUGAGUCGUUCGGCACGUACAACCCCUCCAGCGGCGGCGAGAAGAAGGGCGAGGUUACGAGCGACGGCGCAACCUACGACAUCUACGUUAGCACGCGCACCAACGCGCCGUCUAUCGAGGGCACCCAGACCUUCCAGCAGUACUGGUCGGUUCGCCGAGAGAAGCGCGUCGGCGGAACCAUCACCACCGGCAACCACUUUGAUGCGUGGGCCGAGGCUGGUCUGAAGCUUGGAUCGUUUGACUACAUGAUCAUGGCUACCGAGGGAUACUUCAGCAGCGGCUCUGCGACUAUUACUGUCGGCGGAUCGUCUUCUUCGGGUGGUGAUGACAGCACUGGUAGCAACGAGGAGACUGAGACUGAGCCUGUCGCGAGCGCACCUGCUGCCAGCGCACCUGCUCAGAGCCAGCCUGCUGCUACCCAGCCCGCCCAAAGCGAGCCUGUUCAGAGUGAGCCUGCUGAGAGCGAGGCUUCGCCGGUGACGUCCCAGCCUGGCUCCGGCUCCGGCUCCGGCUCCGGAUCUGAUACAGGCUCUGGAUCAAACUGCGCUCCCCAAUGGGGCCAAUGCGGCGGCCAGAGCUGGACCGGCGCGACCUGCUGCCAGUCUGGAACCUGCACGGAGCACAACCCAUGGUACUCUCAAUGCCUGUAA
Fusarium keratoplasticum is the source of this 1002-nucleotide messenger RNA. RefSeq names its product Endo-1,4-beta-xylanase. The record is from RefSeq and is a predicted model, not a curated record. The coding region runs from base 1 to 1002 and encodes 333 amino acids. Gene Ontology annotation, biological process: xylan catabolic process. Lineage: Eukaryota; Fungi; Ascomycota; Sordariomycetes; Hypocreales; Nectriaceae. Gene Ontology annotation, molecular function: hydrolase activity, hydrolyzing O-glycosyl compounds; cellulose binding. Gene Ontology annotation, cellular component: extracellular region. The transcript is spliced from 4 exons.